Molecule: messenger RNA, 2076 nt
Organism: Arabis nemorensis
Lineage: Eukaryota; Viridiplantae; Streptophyta; Magnoliopsida; Brassicales; Brassicaceae
Source: the annotation of a GenBank genome assembly
AUGGCUCCAAGGUUGGAUUUUUCAGAUUGGUGGGCUAAAGAUACGAGGAAAGGAACACCAGUUGUUGUGAAAAUGGAGAAUCCAAAUUACUCUGUAGUUGAAAUCGAUGGUCCAGAUUCAGCUUUUAGACCAGUGGAGAAGAGUAGAGGUAAGAACGCAAAGCAAGUGACUUGGGUUUUGCUUCUCAAAGCUCAUAGAGCCGUUGGUUGUCUCACUUGGCUCGGCACUGUCUUUUGGUCUCUCCUUGGUACUAUCAAGAAAAGGCUUAGCUUCACUCACCCUCUUGGCUCUGAGAAAUUGGGUAGAGAUAGAUGGCUUUUUACUGCCAUUAAGCUCUUCUUAGCUCUUUCCUUAGUGAUUCUCGGGUUUGAGAUUGUUGCUUAUUUCAGUGGAUGGCAUUACUUCGAAAGCCCUAGUAUUCACAUCCCAAUUAGCACACUUGAGAUCCAGAGCUUGCUUCAUCUUGUUUACGUUGGUUGGUUAAGCAUAAGAGCUGAUUAUAUUGCUCCUCCAAUCAAAGCUCUCUCCAAGUUUUGUAUUGUCCUGUUCCUUAUACAGUCUGUAGAUCGUUUGGUUCUUUGUUUGGGGUGUUUUUGGAUCAAGUAUAAGAAGAUUAAGCCGAGAUUCGAUGAAGAACCGUUUCGUAAUGAUGAUGCUGAGGGAUCUGGAUUUGAGUAUCCAAUGGUUCUUGUUCAGAUUCCAAUGUGCAAUGAGAUAGAGGUGUAUGAACAAUCUAUAUCUGCUGUGUGUCAACUUGACUGGCCAAAAGAUCGAAUUCUGGUUCAGGUUCUCGAUGAUUCGAACGAUGAAAGCAUCCAACAGUUAAUUAAAGCCGAGGUUGCUAAAUGGAGCCAAAAGGGAGUGAACAUAAUCUACAGGCAUCGUUUGGUUAGAACUGGAUAUAAAGCUGGUAACCUCAAAUCAGCUAUGAGCUGUGAUUACGUGGAAGCAUACGAGUUUGUCGCAAUCUUUGACGCUGAUUUCCAACCAAACCCGGACUUCCUUAAACUAACAGUUCCACAUUUCAAGGGUAACCCAGAGUUAGGUCUGGUUCAAGCUAGGUGGACAUUUGUGAACAAAGACGAGAACUUGUUGACCCGUCUUCAGAACAUCAAUCUUUGUUUUCACUUUGAGGUUGAACAGCAAGUGAACGGCGUGUUCUUGAACUUCUUUGGUUUCAAUGGAACAGCUGGAGUUUGGAGAAUCAAAGCCCUUGAGGAAUCUGGUGGUUGGCUUGAAAGGACCACUGUCGAGGAUAUGGACAUUGCAGUCCGCGCUCAUCUCCAUGGAUGGAAGUUCAUAUAUCUUAACGAUGUCAAGGUCCUUUGUGAAGUUCCUGAGUCAUACGAAGCAUAUAAGAAGCAGCAACACCGUUGGCAUUCAGGACCAAUGCAGCUUUUCCGCUUGUGUCUCGGUGCAAUCUUGACCUCUAAGAUAGCCAUAUGGAAAAAAGCGAAUCUGAUACUUCUCUUCUUCCUUCUUAGGAAACUCAUACUUCCUUUCUACUCAUUCACAUUGUUCUGCAUUAUCCUUCCACUCACCAUGUUUGUUCCAGAAGCUGAGCUACCUGUUUGGGUCAUCUGCUACAUACCAGUUUUCAUGUCUUUCCUCAACCUUCUCCCAUCUCCAAAAUCGUUCCCUUUCAUCGUCCCUUACCUCUUGUUCGAAAACACAAUGUCGGUCACCAAGUUCAAUGCGAUGGUAUCUGGAUUAUUCCAAUUGGGUAGCUCCUACGAGUGGAUUGUCACAAAGAAAGCUGGAAGAUCAUCAGAGUCGGAUCUUUUAGCUAUCACCGAGAAAGAGACACCAAACAGAAGCCAACUGCUUAGGGGAGUUUCCGACAGCGAGCUUUUGGAGUUGAGCCAACUCGAAGAACAGAAACAAGCGGUUUCAAAGAAACCCGUCAAGAAAACCAACAAGAUAUACCACAAAGAGCUCGCGUUAGCCUUUCUUUUGCUCACUGCAGCGGUUAGGAGUCUCUUGGCAGCUCAAGGAGUUCAUUUCUACUUCCUGUUAUUCCAAGGUGUCACCUUUCUUCUCGUGGGUCUCGACCUCAUAGGCGAGCAGAUGAGCUAA